AACAAGGUCUCAAGAGUCUCGUAACAACAGUAGUGAGGUUUCUCUAUUAUUUCAGUACUCACGAAACAACACGAACGACAAGACCCAGUCAAAAUCCGAAACCCUAAAGAAUCCCCAAAUUCUCACUUGAAUUUCCAGAUCCUUCAAUUCAUAAGCCCAUUAUGUAACCACAAUUCAAUUCGAUACAAUUUAAUUCCAUCUCUCAACUGAAAAACACUAAUUUAUGGACUUCAACUCCUCCGGCACCGGAGGAAGCGGCGGCGGCGGCGGCGGCGGAGGUGGUAAUGACGUGGAGCUGUUAUCAAAGACGUUACAGGUGGAGCAUAAGCUGUUUUACUUUGAUCUAAAAGAGAAUCCACGUGGCCGUUAUUUAAAGAUAUCGGAAAAAACCUCAGCUACACGGUCAACUAUAAUUGUACCGUUUAAUGGAAUCUCAUGGUUUUUUGAUAUUUUUAAUUAUUAUGUUAAUACUGAUGAUCAAGAUGUUUCUAGCAAGGAACUUCAGCUUGAUACCAAGGUGUUUUAUUUUGAUGUUGGUGAAAACAGGAGAGGGAGGUUUUUAAAGGUAUCUGAAGCUUCAGUUAGCAGAAACCGUAGUACCAUCAUUGUACCUGCAGGGAGCACCCGAGAUGAAGGGUGGAGUGCAUUCAGGAACAUCUUGGAAGAGAUAAAUGAAGCGUCUAAGCUUUUUGUUUUACCCAAUCAGCAAAAUGCCGAAGGAAUUACACAAGAGCGAAUAGUUGGUCUAUCUGAUGAUGUCGGUGCUGGCUUUAUUGCCGGGAACAGUUCUCAGUCUGCCCCUACAGCAUCAUCCGACUUGAACUUAGGAGAUAGGACAUCCACAUUUGAAUUGCCGCCUCCAUCUUCUGAUGAAAGUAGUGCUUUUGGUGUCUCCAAAGUGAUCAGGGCUGAUCAGAAGAGGUUCUUCUUUGAUCUUGGAAGCAACAACAGGGGCCAUUAUUUAAGAAUAUCGGAGGUUGCAGGUUCUGAUCGGUCUUCCAUUAUUCUUCCAUUGUCAGGACUGAAACAGUUCCACGAAAUGGUAGGCCACUUUGUGGAAAUAUCUAAAGAUCGGAUUGAAGGGAUGACUGGAGCAAACGUGCGAAAUGUGGACCCACCACAAAGAUAGUGUUGGCUUUGGCCAUCCAUUCUUAAAUUGCAAAAUGGUAAUCCGCUUGACUUUGUGAACCUGUGUAUAGACCAGCAGCCGUGUGCGAAGGGUUAAAUUUCUUAUCCUUACCUUAUCUUCUAUUAAAAUUUGAAUAAUCCUGGCGAUGCUAAGCUUGAUUCCCAAUACCCCGACAUGGAAAUAAUCAAGACCAGAAUAAGCAAGCAAUGCUAGCUAUUUCUUCUUUGUUGUUUUUACUUUGAUUCUUUUUUUUCUAAUUUCUUCUUUACCCUCUUAUAUUGUGAAGGAUUUUUCAGUGGUUGUUAGCCUGAAUGGGAAUUUGCAUCAUCUUGUGUUUGGCCAUUCAUUUGUCUUUUGUUAAUAUAACUAAGUUGCUAUCAAAAAAUGCGUCCCUUAUUGCUC
Messenger RNA from Erigeron canadensis, 1531 nucleotides. Its product is annotated as transcription factor Pur-alpha 1. Lineage: Eukaryota; Viridiplantae; Streptophyta; Magnoliopsida; Asterales; Asteraceae. Gene Ontology annotation, cellular component: nucleus. The transcript is spliced from 5 exons. The record is from RefSeq and is a predicted model, not a curated record. Bases 224 to 1129 code for a protein of 301 amino acids. Gene Ontology annotation, molecular function: purine-rich negative regulatory element binding; DNA-binding transcription factor activity, RNA polymerase II-specific; RNA polymerase II transcription regulatory region sequence-specific DNA binding. Gene Ontology annotation, biological process: regulation of transcription by RNA polymerase II.